AUGAGGUAUCUGCUGCAUGAACUUUUUUACUCCACUGCAUUUGUUCCGUUGCUACAUGCUCAUUACUCCACUGGGUUUCUUUUACCACUCCAAUUCUUUUGCCUCACGUUUACCAAUAUGAUAUCAGACUGGAGUGUGCAAGCAACUGUAAGUUGGACGCUCUCAGAAGCUUUUGGUGGACAAAAUAUCUCCAUUGUUGCAGAAGAAGAUGUUCAAACUCUUUCGAAGCCUGAAUCGUCAGCUCAACUGGGAAUGGUGGUCAGUGCAGUGAAUGAAUGCUUAGCAGAGGCACCUAAAUUUGGUCUUAAGGGUCCAAAUGAAGCACUUGGUGCUUCGCAAGUUCUUGAAGCAAUCAACCGAUGCAACUCAUCUGGGGGCCCUGUGGGACGGCAUUGGGUCCUUGAUCCUGUUGAUGGAACACUGGUUUUUGUGCACCGAGAUCAGUAUGCCAUUGCUCUUGCUCUGAUUGAUGGUGGAGAAGUUGCAAUUCAAUUCCUUGCAUUCGUGCCUAUUGAGGUGAAGAUUCAUGAACUUCACAAAUCGCAGAUUACUUCCACAGGCUACAAGGCCGCCAAAUGGUUGACAAUUGAAGAGUGUGAUCUUAGUCCAAUUGUCUUUGAUUUCAAUUCUUGCAUUCUGGAAAAUAUGUUGUCAGAUGAUGGCGGGACACCAUUGGAUUUUUCCAGAGGAAUAUACCUAGAAGGCAAGGAAGUUUUUGGUGGAGUUGUUCACUGA
Fraxinus pennsylvanica is the source of this 735-nucleotide messenger RNA. NCBI's taxonomy places the organism in Eukaryota, Viridiplantae, Streptophyta, Magnoliopsida, Lamiales, Oleaceae. The record is from the annotation of a GenBank genome assembly.